Penicillium macrosclerotiorum is the source of this 1530-nucleotide messenger RNA. Its product is annotated as UbiD family decarboxylase. The record is from RefSeq and is a predicted model, not a curated record. Gene Ontology annotation, molecular function: carboxy-lyase activity. Gene Ontology annotation, biological process: cinnamic acid catabolic process; ferulate metabolic process. Lineage: Eukaryota; Fungi; Ascomycota; Eurotiomycetes; Eurotiales; Aspergillaceae. Gene Ontology annotation, cellular component: cytoplasm. The transcript has a single exon. The coding region runs from base 1 to 1530 and encodes 509 amino acids.
AUGGCUGUUGAUAAGAACAACGUCCCGACAGCGGCCGGGGAUCUUCGCCAAUUCCUCAAAGAACUUCAUGAUGAAAGUGAUCUCCUCAUUGUCAAAGAAGAAGUUGAUCCUGCCAUGGAGCUGGCAGCGAUUACACGAAAGGUCUAUGAGACUGAAGACAGGGCCCCUCUUUUCGAGAACAUCAAAGGUCGACAAGGAAACGGUCUUUUUCGAGUGCUUGGAGCACCGGUUGGAUUGAGCCGAGUCCCAGGCCAGAGACUUGGUCGUAUUGCGAAAUCCCUGGGCUUGUCGUCGACUGCGUCGGGAAAAGACAUCAUUGCUAAGAUCAAUGAAGCUAAGAAGCUCACACCGUUGGCUCCAAAAGAAGUCUCUUCUGGGCCUGUGAAAGAGCAUCAACUGUUCGGAGACGAUAUAGAUCUCACAAUUUUGCCAACCCCUCUCUUACAUCAACAUGAUGGAGGACGAUUUAUCGAGACUUUCGGCAUGCAUAUCGUUCAAACACCGGAUGGACGUUGGACGAAUUGGUCGAUUACCCGCGCAAUGGUCCACGAUAAGCGAAAUCUUGUUGGGCCUAUCAUCCCCAAACAAGACAUUGGCGUCAUUUACCAAAUGUGGAAAGACAAGGGACAGGACAUGCCAUGGGCAUUGUGUUUUGGCGUUCCCCCGGCCGCCAUCAUGGUUGGCGGCAUGCCGAUCCCGAAGUGGACCGACGAAGCUGGAUUCAUCGGUGCACUUGUCGGAAGGCCGAUUGAAGUUGUCAAGUGCGAGACUAAUGCCAUACGGGUCCCGGCCAAUGCUGAGAUUGUAUUUGAAGGGACAGUGUCAAUCUCCGAGACUGCCGAUGAGGGCCCCAUGAUGGAGUACCAUGGUCUCGUAUGGCCGAAUCAGUCCAAGAAGUGCCCUCUUUUCAAAGUGAAUGCAAUCACCUACCGCGAAGACCCAAUCCUUCCGAUUUGUAUUACCGGCAGAGCAACCGAAGAGAGCCAUACCGUGUGGGCCGUGAUGAUUGCUGCCGAAAUACUUACUAUAUGUCAAGAUGCUGGUCUACCUAUCCAGAAUGCCUGGUGUCCCUUCGAGUCUCAUGCCAUAUGGUAUGUCUUGCAGGUGGAUCGCAAAAGGCUUCUUAAGAUGGGACUCGAUAUGGCUGCCUUCUGCAUCAAACUAGGGCAUGUGGUUUUCAGCUCUAAGCCGGGUUGGUAUAUGGGGAAAGUCUUUUUAGUCGGGGAAGAUGUCGAUCCUACAAGUCUUCGGGAUCUGAUUUGGGCUGAGUCAACACGUUGCGAGCCAGGAACAAACGAGUUCCUUUUCGAUGAGUACGGAAAUAUUCCUUUGAUUCCGUAUGUGGGGCACGGCAUCAAACCCGUGCGUAAUAACAAAAAGGUGGUCAAGUGUUGCAUGCUACCUUGCGAGUUCGAAGAAGACGAGCUUCCGUGGAGAGUGGGAUCUUUUCAGGGUUCUUACCCUGUCGAAAUUCAAGACAAGGUCGAACGGGACUGGGCUAAGUAUGGAUUCGAGGGCCCAUGCCAGUGA